UUGGGUCUUUGACUUCGAGUCGUGAGAGAGUCGUGAGUCAUUAGCGUCUGCCCUGUAAGAAAGCAGAAUGCAUUUUAGGGACUUUAACUACAAUUUUAGCUCCCUGAUUGCCUGUGUGGCAAACGGUGAUGUCUUCAGCGAAAGUGAAACCAGGGCCAAAUUUGAAUCCCUCUUCAGGACGUAUGACAAGGACAUCACUUUCCAGUAUUUUAAGAGCUUCAAACGUGUCCGAAUAAACUUCAGCAACCCCUUAUCCGCAGCUGACGCCAGGCUGCAGCUGCAUAAGACGGAGUUCCUGGGGAAGGAAAUGAAGCUGUACUUUGCUCAGACGUUACACAUAGGAAGCUCACACCUGGCUCCGCCCAAUCCAGACAAGCAGUUCCUCAUCUCUCCUCCCGCCUCUCCACCAGUUGGUUGGAAGCAAGUAGAAGACGCUACCCCAGUCAUAAAUUACGAUCUUUUAUAUGCUAUCUCCAAGCUGGGGCCAGGUGAGAAGUAUGAGCUGCAUGCAGCAACAGACACCACUCCCAGUGUGGUAGUCCACGUGUGUGAAAGCGACCAAGAGAAUGAAGAGGAGGAGGAGAUGGAGAGAAUGAAGAGACCCAAGCCAAAAAUUAUCCAGACGAGGAGGCCAGAGUACACGCCUAUCCACCUCAGCUGAGCUGGCUCACAGAUGGAGACGGCACAUUCUAAACCCCACUCAUGGGGAGGGAUCUUUUACUGUGCAGGUGGCUGGUCAUAGCUUUGGAGGUGACAGCCGUGACCACUGUGGCAGAAAUUCCAGUUCAUGUUGCUCAGAAGAGAAUCAAGGCUUUGUCUCCUUGUUCUGAUACUGCACCUCAGUCCAUGUCCGUGGCACCCAGGAAUGUCUUGGGCCAUUCACUGAGUUGGUGGUAAUCACACAAGGAUAUCUGGGGACAUCUCCAGAAAACUGAUAAUGGUAGUGUCUUGUACUCACUCUUUUCUAGGUUCUGUUUUUGCCAAGGACAGGUUGACUGGUGGCCCGGGGAAAAGAUUUCUGUUUCCAACCAGCAUUCAGGGUCCAGGCCCCACUGGUAGGCAGAGGCACCCCACAAAGCCACCAAGUGUCCAGUGCAGAAAGGUUAUGGGACAACCCCAGUGCCAUGUGGAAAUUGUACGUCUCAUUUUUCCCCUCGUGUUCUAACGUUCACGCAUGUAUGACUGGGUUCCAAGACUAACCUUUGCUCGUGUAUGAAUACACUGUUGUUUUCCGCCUUGGGAAGCUGGGGAGACAGGCACUGGAAAACUAUGGUCUUUCCUGGUCCCUGGCCUUCUCUGCAACAGCACCCAUACGUGGGGUCGCACCGGGAGAUGCCCACACGUCACCCUGUCCAGCGCACCAUGUCACCUGUGCUUUCUUGCACAAGUUGAUCUUGAGUUCCUGUGUAGAAUGUAGCUUAUACGAUGGCAGACACCAGUUUUGCUGUCAGGUGCCAGUGGGUGGGAAGUUGUAGGUUAGGUGUUUGGGUUCAGACAUCAGUUUCUAUUGUUUCUUUCAUGGAGUGGUUUAUAUGUGAAUUUCAGCCAAAAACCUCUUUGGGAACUGUUGAUUGAGACAGUUUUUCACCCCAUUGAAACAUGAAGAUAAACUUGUAAAUAAAGCCAAGAGCAUAUCUUAAUGCCUGUGGUGUACCUGGGUGAGAACAGAGGGUAGAAGGAGUCUCGAGCUCCCUGUGACUUGCGUGUGGUAGAAAUUACUGUCAUGUGUUUAACGGGAUGACUUUGGAGCAUGUGGAGUCAUAGCUGUGUGUUGCUAGAGGGACACAGUGCCUUUCUUUCCCCUUUCAUCCCAGAUGGACCGUGACCAUUUGGGACUUUCUCCUUUUGUAGUCACCACGUGUGUGUCUGGUAAAUAGGUAUUCUGUUUUGGUCUCACAGCACCAUUACAAGUCUGUCACUCUGAAAUAACCUAAUGCCAAUUAACAGUGCAUGCUUUGGGAGUUGGGAAGGCAGCUUCCUCUGGGGAGUGUAUUUGCUGACAUUGAGUUUUCCAUCAGUCCUCAAUGAGAAAUGGAUGGCGUGUUUGCCAAACCCUGUUCACAGCACUCAGGGGAGGGUGCCAGCAAGGUGGAGACCGGCCUCACAUUGCUGUUCUGAUUCCUACUUCAGUGCUUUGGAGCCGGAGAGGCCAACCUCAAGGGUAUUUUUUUAACCGCAUUCUGUAAUAAAUCAGCACAGCCUGCUCUCUGG
Cricetulus griseus (Chinese hamster) is the source of this 2211-nucleotide messenger RNA. It is a transcript of the gene Rcan1, whose product is annotated as regulator of calcineurin 1. Gene Ontology annotation, cellular component: cytoplasm; nucleus. Gene Ontology annotation, molecular function: nucleic acid binding; calcium-dependent protein serine/threonine phosphatase regulator activity. Gene Ontology annotation, biological process: calcium-mediated signaling. The record is from RefSeq and is marked provisional. NCBI's taxonomy places the organism in Eukaryota, Metazoa, Chordata, Mammalia, Rodentia, Cricetidae.